AUGCGCCAGGUAGUAGGCGGGUGGUAUCCCAAGGUGCAACUCACCGCCGCGCUGGCUCAGCGUGGCGGUGAGGGUGCACAGACGGUGGUAGUGGCGAGGGUGUGUAUCGAGGCUGUUCCCGCGGCAGUAAUGCAAAGCGGCAAACUGCACCUGGCAACCACCGUCGCGGAAAGCGUGGCCCACGAAGCUGGAGGAGUAGAGAGAUUCGUAAACCACGUCAGUAAGCACCACUCGCGGGAGAAGGGAGACAACCGCGGGCACCGCGGGGAGGGAGUGCUGCACCCUCCUCGUCAAAACACCACAGGCAAGAACCGAGCUCUGCAGAGAUGGAUUGAUGCGAGGAAACUCGCCGCUCGGAAAAGACGGAAGAAAGCACACCCGCAACGCGAGGUGGACCGAGAGAGACACGAGACCGCAGCGGCCGUCAAGGCAGCUGCGAAGAAGAAGGCACGAGAGGGCGACCUAUCGUUCGGCACGUUCAGCGUACGCACCCUCGUCUACAGCGGUAGGAACCCUAUCGGUCACAACGUGAUGAAGGUCAUGCAGAUUUCAUCCGCGACCGGCUGUGAUGUGAUAGGACUUCAGGAGACCCGACGAGAGGGGCAAGGUUCAAUUGCACACGACGGGUACGUGAUCAUCUGGAGUGGCGCCCGUGCUGGCACCAAGGACAAGAGGGGCGAACAAGGUGUGGGCAUAGCGAUCAAAGAGGCCAUGUGGGAGACUGUGGGCGAGGAAGGUAGAAAGGUCGAGUGCAUUAGCCCGAGGCUGAUGAAGGUGCGUCUACAAAUUGGCCGCACCUGCGGAGUAACUUUCGUGGUGGGGUACGCCCCCACGGAAACUGUCCGCAUCACCGCGGGCGGUGAUGUUAACGCCAAGGACUCCUUCUGGACUGCUCUCGACGCAGCGAUCCGGGAGGUUCACAGCCGUGACCAUCUCGUGGUGCUUAUGGACGCCAACGCACGCACUGGUAGGAGGCGAGACGGGUGCUGCGAUGCCAAGAUUAUGGGCGCGUACGGACGCGACAUUAUGAACAACAACGGGGAACGACUCCUUGGACUGGCGUCAGACAACCAACUCUCCCUGACCAACACCUACUUCCGGACACCGAAAGGUGGAGUGCAGCACACAUUCCAGUGCUCCAACAAGGGGAAGGAGAAGUACCGCCUAGACUUCAUCCUCAUGCGUCAGACGGACCGGCGUUUCGUGCGCAAUGUCUCCGUCAAACGUGUCGACUUCAAAGACUCUGACCACAACCUCGUGCUUACGACCGUCCGCCUCCGCCCCCGUGUCGCACCCAACCGACGAGUGCGGGGGAACAACAGAAGCAGCCGGAUCCGUAUCGACCUCGAGCGGUUGAGGAAGGACAAACACCUACGGGUCGCCUUCCAAAACAGGGCCUCCAGCCGCCCUCCGCCCACGGCGCUCAGGCGGCCAACGGGAGAGACCGCCGCCGAGCUGACGGCUACGCACGAGAUCUCUGAAGCGUCGAAGGAGAUUAAGGCGGCCCAGCAGCAACUGCGCGGGGCCUCAAAGAACAGCGCCUGCGAGGCGACCCUGAAGGCGAUGCUCAAGGCGGCGCGGAAGAAGCGCAGCAUCGCGAGGUGGAGAGCACUGGAAACGUUCUUCGAGGGCUAUGUACGGCAGCUCGAGAAGAAGAGCCGCGAGGGGGAUCAGGCGGGUUUCUACAGGCACCUGAAGAUGAUCGACGUCGAAGGUAAGAGGUCGUUCACCUCUCAGAACAUCAAGGACGAGGACGGCAAGGUCCUUCGGGACCCGACGUUUAUUCGCCAACGGUGGGCACGGUGGUUCCACAAGCUUCUCAACACCAAGUCGCCGACCAUCGACCUGCAUGCGGCUGACAAGGUCAAGCGGUGGCCCACGUGCGUGCCACUCGACGACAUCCCAUCUCUACUUGAGGUUGAGGAAGCGGUACGGGAAAUGGCCAACAGAAAGGCCGUCGGGCCGGACGACCUACCGGCUGAGCUGAUCAAGCUUUUCCUGGACGGAGAUCAAGGUCUCCUCCGCGAAUUCCACGCCAUUGUCGUGGACGUGUGGCAGACUGGGGACGUACCACAGCAGUGGAAGGAUGCCACCAUCAAAGUGCUGUUCAAGAAAGGGGACACGAUGGAGUGCGGCAACUACCGGGGCAUCUCGCUCGUCGCACACGCCGGCAAGAGCGGUUUCCGCCCACACCGGUCGACGCUCGACAUGCUGUUCGCCAUCCAGCGGCUCCAUGAGCUCGUGAGGAAGAAGAGCACUGCGGUGUUCGCGUGCUUCGUCGACCUCACCAAGGCAUACGAUUCGGUGGACCGAGACCUACUGUGGGACGUGCUCCGACGCUUCGGCGUGCCCCCGAAGAUGCUGGCGGUCAUUCGCCACUUCCACGAGGGCAUUGGGGCGUGCGUCCGAACGGACGACGGGCAGUACUCGGAAUGGUCCGACGUGGGCCAAGGCCUCCGACAGGGAUGCAACCUGGUCCCGCUGCUGUUCAACUCCUUCUUUGCCGCGAUGCUCAUGAUCGCCGUGGCCGAGUUCGACAAGGACCCCAAGGUGACGGCGGACAUGGUCAAGAUCGGGACACAAGUGGAGUACACGGGCAAGAAGGGCAGGUCGGCGGAGAAGAAGAGGACGGUGGUGAUGAGCGUGCAUUACUAG
This is a messenger RNA of Ectocarpus sp. CCAP 1310/34, 2655 nucleotides long. NCBI's taxonomy places the organism in Eukaryota, Phaeophyceae, Ectocarpales, Ectocarpaceae. The record is from the annotation of a GenBank genome assembly.